GCACAUCACAAAUAUACUAUACAAAUUGUUCAACACCAAUCUAGAAAACUCAAUAAAAUUGAAGCAAAUCACAAAUUAUCCAUAAAUAACAUGAUUAAUUGAAAGAAUUAAGUUUCUUCAUUCUCCACUCGAUGACAUCAACUUCAUUCUACACGAUUAGAAAGAAAAAAUUAGACAUGUCUCCACAAACAUAAAUAAGAUUAGUUGUUUAUAAUAUUAGAUAUACCGAGAAAAUUAACUAUAUGGGUGUGGGCGGGUACCCAUGGGUCGGGUUUACCUAAACCCAAACCCAACCCAACCCGGUGAAUAGUGAACGGGUUUAAACCCAAACCCGGCCCAAAACCCGUCAAAACGGAUUUUACCCGCGUUGACCGGGUUGGGUCGGGUGGGUACCCGUGGGUUUGGGUUUUGCUGCCAUCCCUAUUUACACCUAAAAUAUUUUUGGCUCAAAUAUUAAAUUAAUGCGGUGUCCCAGGGCCAACGAUGCCGCAAGCUAAACAAUCGCGACGGAGAGCGAUGUCAAGUUCAGCGGCGUCGCAAGAUCAACGGCGCCGACGAUGCCGCGAUCUAAACAGCAUUGAGGUGGAGCGCGAUGCCGCGGUCACGAGUUCGACAACGUCGCGAACUAAAUACUACGAGUUCAGCGGUAGGUGUCAAUCCUGUUGUUGCAGUUGCAAUGAUGUUUCGAUUUCGAUCGCGUCACGACAUUGUUUAGUCAAUACAGUGGCGAUCAGGUCAAGUCUAUCUGUAUCACGAAUCCAAACUCAACGAGACCCGUGAGAUGCAACAACGUCGCGGAGUUAAUCAGUGUCGCGAAGCCAACACCACCGUGGAUCUUAACGGUGUUGUAAGUUCAACAACAUUGUGGAUUCAAUGACUUCUCGAGCUUAGCGAUGUUGGGAAUCCAAUGGCAGUGUGGGAUAAAACAACAGUGUUGUUUAAUUGACAGCGGGGUCUUGUUAGUUGUUCAUAUCAACGACAUCGUUUCAGCGAAUUUGUUGUUGAAGGAGUAAACGACGUCGCGAGCUCAUGAAAAUGACAUAGUUGUUUUCUUUCACGUGAGAUUUACGCCAAGCAGAAUGGAGAUAAGAGCGAGGCGGUUACGAGGAGGUUCGACAGAGCAGUUACUUGAAGACUACAAAGAUGUGUGAUAAAACCAACCCUUCGAGGAGAGAAGGAAAGGGGAGAACCAACAUCAAACAUAGAACACAUUUGUCAAACUUAUCAUUUUCUCUGUAACUCCCUCGCGGAGCUCUCCUUCCAGAAAGGAUCCUCAUAGUUGGUAGAAGUAGUCGUAGUCGCGGAGCUCUCCACAGGAAUCUCCAUAGGAGUAGAUCUAACGUAGAUUCCCCAAAAAACUCAAAAACCCUCCUUCGAACAUUAUUUGAAGAGGUGUAAACCGAGUCACAAUCGUCUUGGUUAGAAGUCAGAGGUCAAUUCAAUCAAAUCAACAUCGUCGUUUGGCACGACGACGAUGGUAUUUGGUCCGAAGACAGUAGUGCAUCCAUUCAAUCGGCACCGCAAAAAAUUUCACCGAAACAAUCAAAUUAACAUCAUCCGAAACAACUUUGGCACCAGAGGUGGACAUUCGGUUAACAACCAUGUUUUGAUCAAGUCAGGUAGUUGCAAACUUCGAACUUACAAAAAUUAUAAGAAAUUUAUUCAAUUCAUUUGAUGUAUACAUUUAUGUUUUGAAUAAUUUGCAUUCAGUUAAAUGUUCAAAAGAUCAAUUAGCGAUCACGUGGGCAUGGUCGCUAAUUGAAACAUGGUUAUUUAGAAAUUGUUUAUUAGGUCAAUAUCGGGCAAAACUGCAAUCACAAAAUGAUAUACUUUAAGGUAAUUGGUUACGCCUAUAAAGGCAGGAUUGGGACCAUUUAGGCUGAGAUCACGCCUUUCCUUAGGUGCAAGCGAACUCCUUUCCAGCCAUAGGGGUCCAGAGGCGGGGUCUCAGACACUCUCCAAUAAUUAAGUCAGUAUUUUAGUAAGAUAAAGUAGAUAGAGAAUGGGGUAGGUCAGUUACCAAUAAAUGAUGUGUGUGAGUUGUAUUUAUUGUGGAUGGCUGUUUGUACGGGCAUUUAAUGCUCCUUCAUGCGUGUACCUUUAACUUCCUUUCCUGAGGUUAUGCUUGUGACCGCAUUUAAUGUUUAUGUCAGCUAUCUCAUGAUUAUAUCUACCUUUGUCCCGUCGACUGUACUUUGUCUGCUUUCCGCUCUCGGUUUCAUGGCUCCUCUCCUCAUCUUACGCUCCACGUCGUUAUGUACCUAUGACCUCUCCUUGAAUGGGCCUAUUGGGCCGAGGCUUUAGGGAGUAAACCAUAUCCAGCCCAACAAUUGUCCCGCAGGCGGGAAAAACCUUGGGGUUUUGGCGGCUGAAUCUCCAUGCUUAGGGUGGGUUUACUUCCUAAAGCCUGGGUCCAUAUUCCCAGAUGGUCUUCUCCCCAGCCGCCUAAUCUUAGGGAUAGCACACCUAGGGUUGCUUCGUCGUGCUGCCUGUUCGCCCGUCCGCCACAUUUGACAAGACGUCAUAUCAUGUUCCCUUUUUGACACUUGUCCUUCGGUAUUUUGAAUUUGCUAUCAUUACCCCUAUAUAGGCUCCUCGAUUCUCGAUAUACUCACAACUCGUCUUCUCCUACUUGCUUUCUUUUAAAAUCCCGGAUGAUACUUCAGAUUUGUUAACUUUUCUUUCUCCUCACUCUAUCUGUUGCUUUCUUCGUUAUUCACACUUAUCGACCGCCGUCGUCGUCUUUAGCGACUUGUUUUCUAUUCUCACCAUAGCCUGUUGUGGUCGGUACGAAUUUCAGCGUCAUUUAGUCAUGCCAAGCGGAGAUUCCAGCACUUUCGUUCCUUCCCAGUCUGGCAUGGACCAACGUCACUGACGACCCUUCAACCACCGCCACCGGUGGCCCCGCUAAUGCUGCUAGUGGCAGCGCUACCAACACUGGGUCCGUCGCUGUGGCCUCGGAUCUAAACCCCGCUAUCCACGCCAUUGUGUUUGAAUCGUCGAAAACCUUAUCCGGCCCGGUCACUACUGUCGCGAAAGGUAUGCUCGAUUUGAAUCUCUCGCCCUUUAGUCUGUCCGAUAUUGAUUGGGACUUGAAUGAGAUGGGUUUAGAUUUUGGGGGUUCUUGGUCCGAUGAUGGCUGUUUUUUCUUAGGUCAAUCUGGGGGUGGUAUGCUUGAAAUUACGGAUGCGAAUCUGGGGCUGGGAAUUAAUCCUGUAGGUCUUAGGGGAAAUUUGUCGGCUAUGGGAGAUAACCUGGGGUGGUUUGACGAUUAUGUAGCCGCGAGCGUGAGCUCGAAGGAGGGCCUAAGCAUUGAGGAUAUGAAUUUCGCUGAUUACCCCUCGUCAUCGUCCGUUGAUCUUCCCGGGGAGACCUCAGACAGUGACUACUGUGCUCUGGAGGAUGAUGCGUAUGAUGUCCGACUUCAUGCAAAUAUGUGGGGUAAAGGAGACAUUCCUGCCCGAGCUUUUGAUUAUGGGCCGGACAAGUACAACAAGCGCAGGCCUCAGACCGUUCUAUCUCGCUUGCGGGCUUACAACUUACCGACUGAUUGGAAAUACGCCUCCCCCUCACCGAACGCUUGAGCGGGCACCUACCCCAAGGGGUGGAUCACCAUCUAUAUAGAACAGCUGAUGCUUGGGUUGCGUUUCCCGCUUGACGCCAUUAUUAUGCAGACGCUCUUGUGCUUGAAUUGUACCCUAGGGCGUUUAUCCCCUACGGUUAUAUUCCAUGCUUGCGCGUACCGUCUUCAUGUAUGGCCUUAGGAGUUAUCCAAUGUCUGGUCAUUCGGGAGGCGUGAGAAGAAGUAUGGGUUCGUUACCGGUACACCCAAACUCGAUUCCCCCUGGUUCAAAGAUUUUCACUAUGCGAGGCCCACAGUAAGUGGUAUACUGGUGACAAAGAACCAAGAAAGGGAUAUGCAUAUGGGAGGCGGGAGAACUGGAAUGCCAAGCUAUGGUUGUUGGAGAAUCAAGUGACCCAUGUCUU
Molecule: messenger RNA, 3987 nt
Organism: Linum trigynum
Lineage: Eukaryota; Viridiplantae; Streptophyta; Magnoliopsida; Malpighiales; Linaceae
Source: the annotation of a GenBank genome assembly